Trichobilharzia szidati is the source of this 657-nucleotide messenger RNA. Lineage: Eukaryota; Metazoa; Platyhelminthes; Trematoda; Strigeidida; Schistosomatidae. The record is from the annotation of a GenBank genome assembly.
AUGCUGUUUCAACCACAUACUGACGGCCAAAUUCCGAUGGAACCGCAACACAUUGUAGCAAUCAUUUGCAUAGCACUUGUUCCCAUCUUCAGUUUAUUACUGUACUUCGUAUUCAGAAGAAAUUGGAAAAUUGCGUGCAUAUUCCUUGGAAUAGUUAAAAAUAUGUUGGAAACGGCUCUUCAAAAAUUUUUCUAUAAAAAUAUCGCCGUCACAUUGGGAAUUGUCGUAUUUGCUGCCGCUCUGUUGGUCUUCACCUUUGCAGUCAAGAAAAUUCAGGAAAACUUUUGGUAUUCACAUAUUGCUUAUGGACUAAUCGUGCUACUCAUAUCCAUCGCAUACUGUUGUGUUUUUCAUGAAUUCUUUGCCCUCAAUAUUUUUAUAAUUUUGAAUGUGGCUCUAGCGCUAGCUGCUGCAGUCGUGUUAAUCGCUGUCAAUCUGAAACGCUUAGAUUUAACAGCGUUUACGGCGGUCGUAUUCCUCGCAGUGCUCAUUGCAUUCAUAGGACUCCUAUCCAUGCUUCUCUCCGUUCUGCGUGUCCCAUUCUCUGAAGCUGUGAGCGAACUGUGUCUCUGUUUCGGUGCAAUGUUUGGUUUAUUCCUUCUUGGAAACACAACUGAUGCUCACAAUAAAAGUAAACAAGCAUUAUGCGUUAAGUGA